Molecule: messenger RNA, 1499 nt
Organism: Amphimedon queenslandica
Lineage: Eukaryota; Metazoa; Porifera; Demospongiae; Haplosclerida; Niphatidae
Product: fibroblast growth factor receptor-like
Exons: 7
Coding region: 488-1480 (330 amino acids)
Biological process (GO): protein phosphorylation; positive regulation of kinase activity; multicellular organism development
Cellular component (GO): signaling receptor complex; plasma membrane
Molecular function (GO): transmembrane receptor protein tyrosine kinase activity; ATP binding
Source: RefSeq, a predicted model, not a curated record
UAUUAUCAUUUGUUCUUCCAAUUCCCUUUCCUUACUGAUAGAUUGGUUGAUUCCAGUGUCUGGUGUGGUUGCUAUUGUCCUGAUAUUGGUACUAGCCAUUGGUAUAGCCUCAGUAUUGCUACUGGUAGCAUGUGUACAGACUAAGAGACUGGGGAAAAGAACCCACUCUUCAAAAUCAGCACUGACGGCUUCUGCUGCCUGGUCCGAGUUUGAUUCGAAGGCCGUGGAGAAUGGGGCAUUAAUUGGAAUAGGUACGUUUGGUCCGGUACACAAGGUCAGUGUCCCUGUGGGAGGAAAAGGAAAGAAAGGGAAAGAGACUAAGGAGGUCGCUGUAAUCUCAUUAAAAUCUUCAGCUACUAAAAGAGACACUGAUGAUUUUUAUGAUUAUUUGGAAUUACUAAAAAUAAUAUCAAAUUUCAAGGAUUCCUCCUCCCUGCCUGUCCUCCAGUUGGUUGGGUUCAAUACAACAGAGACUCCUCACUACAUCAUGACUGAACUAUCAACUCAUGGAGACCUACUCACCUACCUUAUUGACAUCAGACAAAAUAUGGAAGGUGGUAGUAUUCAUGAUGAUAUUCCAGCUAGUACUACAACUGGUGUACUACCUUAUCGAGCUGAUAGACUCAACCCUUCUGAUGUACUCUCCUUUGCUAAACAAAUUGCAUCUGCUAUGGAUGCACUCUCAGAUACUGGUAUAGUCCACAAAGACUUGUCCUGCAGGAACAUAUACCUUGACUCAGGCCUCAAUCUAAAGGUGGCAUUCUUUGGUAUAGUCCCGGCCUCCAGAGGACUCAAAAGAGACUCAGUAUAUCCUCUUGAUCUUCCUCUCCGCUGGAUGGCCCUUGAAAGCAUUCUUGAUAAUAAUAACUUCACUACUGCCUCUGAUGUAUGGGCCUUUGGUGUUACCAUAUGGGAGAUUGUUACAUUAGGUGGGUUCCCAUAUAAGGGCAUACCUGAUAACAGUAUCCUCUCCUACCUCAUGAAUGGAGAGAGACUGAGGUGUCCAGCAAACUGCUCCACUGAACUUUAUUCUAUCAUUGAGUCUUGUUGGUUCCCUGAUCCAAACUCCAGACCGACCUUUGAGCUACUUCAUGAGACAAUCCUCAACCAACUAACUCAGGGAGACUGCCAGCGUCUCCUCCGCCUCAACCCAAGAGACUUUCAGCCCUCCCCCAGCACAGACUCCGCCCUAGGCUCCUCCCCCUUUCCCGAGAGUACCGACACUUCAUGUCACGACAUUCAAGUCGACGAAGAAGACUCAAUUUUACCCCCACCCCCUGAAUUCACAUCCGCCGUCAACCUAAUGUUCCGAAAAGACUCUCUUGAUCCUCCAGUCGCUAUCACGCUGGAGUCCGUUGGUAGUGGGCGUGGCAAACGGAUGCCCCUGGCGACGGAUCUUGAUGCCCCUAGGGUGUGUGUGGGCAGUAAAGUGUAUGAGGUUAUUGAUGAGAAUGAGACUAAUGGAGCUACUGAAGUGUAGGGGAGUACAGUUGCAGGAG